GGCGUAAACAGACGUUGUAUAUCUAGUGACGACUCUCCAAACUGAGGAGACACAAUCGAGCCGUCAUGUUUCUGCAAAAAGUGGGAGUCUAUCUUCAGACAGCAUGCAUGUGCUUGUAUUUGAUCUGUUAUAUCACGUUGCUUCGAAUCGUGCAUCUUAUUUCACCAAGCUUGGCGAAGAAAGCUAUCCUUAAAUCUGAUCAAACGAUCCUCAUGUCCAAGAAUCCCAAAUUCAGGUACGAAGACUGGGGUCCGACCUUUUUGUCGUCAGCUUUCGUCAAAGUCGCCUCACGGCACAUGUGGAUGUCUCUGGGACAAGAGGCGUUUGUAGGGGGAGAGGCCCCCGACUCACCUGUUGUCACCAUGAACAAAGAGAAGAGCAGCAUCUGCCAAUUUCUUAAAGGUCAAAGGCCCCUGGUGCUGAGCUUUGGAAGCUGCACCUGACCACCGUUCAUGUCCAAACUUGCCGAGUUCAAACGGCUUGUACAGGACUUUAGCGACGUGGCCGACUUUCUUGUGGUCUACAUGGAGGAGGCGCAUUCAACUGAUGGUUGGGCCUUCACCAAUAACAUCGACAUCAACAAGCACCAGAGCCUGGAGGACAGGCUGUCUGCAGGACAGCUGGUCAUGAAAGAAGACCCACUCUGUCCAGUGGUGGUGGACGACAUGACCAACAUCACCGCCAUCAAAUAUGGCGCCAUGCCUGACAGGCUUUAUGUGCUGCAUAAGAGGAAAGUUGUCUACAAGGGAAACAUGGGGCCUUGGGGCUACAAACCAGAGGAGGUACGUUCCGUCCUGGAGAAGAUGAAGUAAGGAGGACAGGUCGCUUGUUGGAGAGCUACUAAGUUGUUUAGCUUGCUUUCACAAACACAUUAAUUGCUCUAUAAACACAUAAAACACUUUAGUGACCUCUGAGCUUGAUCUCACCCCCCUCUCUUUGUUUCUACAUGACGGCUACAGAUGAAACCGUUGGACUCUGUAUCCUGAUAAAGCGACACACCAGAGUGUGAGAUCAGGUUUCAGCGAUCACUAAAGGGGUUCUUGAGGGCUUUGCAGUAAUGAUUGUCAGGUGUGUUGUCAUAAUUAAUCUUUUGUCAGAUGAUGUGCCAAAUAAUUUCACCACAAGGGACUGGUUUUUAUAUGAUGAUUGCAGCGUAAACCUCUGGUAGCUGUGAUUUGAAGGCUUUAAAAUUGGCCCUUCUGUGAUUUAUUUGGGAUUUUUUUUUACACUUAACAUUACAACUAGGUUGCUUCUCACACACUAUUGUUGUAUUGUUGCUAUCAGAAUAAAGGCUUUCUAGUUCAACUGGUGGU
Doryrhamphus excisus (bluestripe pipefish) is the source of this 1313-nucleotide messenger RNA. RefSeq names its product iodothyronine deiodinase 1 (gene dio1). Gene Ontology annotation, molecular function: thyroxine 5'-deiodinase activity. Gene Ontology annotation, biological process: thyroid hormone metabolic process. NCBI's taxonomy places the organism in Eukaryota, Metazoa, Chordata, Actinopteri, Syngnathiformes, Syngnathidae. The record is from RefSeq and is a predicted model, not a curated record.